UGUCUUUUUGUUCAAACCACGAACCAGUAGACGUUGAAGUUCUAAUGUUGCUUGCAUAAACGUUUGACGUUUCCAUUUCCUCUUCCACAACCGCCAAACUAAUUCUCAGACACAAAUUCAAGAAAAAUGCCAAAAUCAAAAGCCUCCAGUUUUGUGGCCGUCUCCGUUUGUUCCUAACAAAUGUUACAUUACUUACAAACAUCUAAGCCUUUAAAAAUUAUCCAGAGCUUAAAAAUCUAGUCUUGGAUGCUUUUGAAGGUUUUGUUGGAGAAAGCAACAAAUGCAUUUUGAGCUUCAAGCAUCUCUUGUAUUCUUGAUUUUAUGAGUUCUAUUACUAUGCUGGACUCAAUCACUUGUUCGCAUAUUACCAAGGGACAUGAUAUUUUCAAACAAAAAUGCCCAGUUAGGGCAUUCUCUAGUGAUAUAUCACAUCUUUAUGUACAUUAUUUUAGAACUUCAUAUUCCCUGCGGCAGCCAAUGCAUAUGUCUAUUUAUGCCUUAAGUCACAGGACAAGUCAUUGCUCUGUUCUUUUGGAAAAUGAACCUGAAGGCCGACCUUUCUUAACUUCCCCAUUGCCUGGUUGGAGAGGAUUCUAUCUCCCAAAACACAGAUUGGGCCGUUUGGAAAGAUCUCGAACAUCUGCAUCUGGGGAUGUUGCUAGCGCUAUUGAUGUCAUUAAUGAUUUAGGAUUGGAUACUUUGACAUUCUUGGCGGUGACUGUUGUGGUUGUUCCCAUGUUCAAAAUCAUUAGAGCAAGUCCUAUACUUGGUUUCUUCUUUGCUGGGGUUGUUCUCAAUCAAUUUGGUUUCAUUAGAAAUCUCACAGAUGUCAAAGUUCUUUCUGAAUGGGGGAUCCUUUUUUUGCUGUUUGAGAUGGGCUUGGAGCUUUCACUUGCGCGUCUAAAAGCUCUUGCCAAAUUUGCCUUUGGCAUGGGAUUGACUCAGGUUGUGUUAUCAACUCUUGCUUUCACAGCAUUUGAACUUCCACCUAAUGGGGCUAUUGGAACGAAAGUUUUGCAAUUUCUUUUCCACUCCAGGCCGGAUUUGGUCAACAUCAGAAGCAUUGAUGAGGCCGUUGUUAUAGGUGCUGCCCUUUCUCUGUCGUCUUCGGCUUUUGUUCUGCAGCUUCUUGCAGAGAAAGGUGAGCUCCCAACAAGAUUUGGCUCUGCAACAUUGGGAAUUCUUCUCCUGCAGGACAUAGCUGUUGUUCCUCUCUUAGUCAUACUUCCUGUGCUAGAGAGCCAGAAUCUGGUCGAGGACAGUAUCUGGCCAAUGCUGGCUCAAGAAAGUUUAAAGGCUUUAGGUGGAUUGGGCUUGCUUUCUCUGGCGGGAAAAUACAUUCUGAGACGAGUUUUUGAGGUUGUUGCCGAAGCAAGGAGCUCGGAGGCCUUUGUUGCUCUCUGUCUGCUAACAGUUACUGGGACUUCGCUUAUCACGCAGAAGUUGGGCUUCAGUGAUACGCUUGGAGCAUUUUUAGCUGGGGCAUUGUUAGCAGAAACAAAUUUCCGAACACAGAUUGAAGCGGAUAUAAGGCCAUUUAGAGGCUUACUUCUUGGGUUAUUUUUUGUGACUACAGGGACUUCCAUUGAUAUGGAGCUCCUUAUCCGAGAGUGGCCAAAUGUACUUUCACUCUUGGCAGGUUUAAUCAUCAUCAAGACAAUGAUUAUAAGUGCCAUAGGUCCCCGUGUUGGACUUACCCUGCAAGAAAGUGUUAGAAUAGGAUUUCUACUAUCUCAAGGAGGCGAGUUUGCAUUUGUUGUUUUUUCUCUAGCAAACAGUCUUGGUGUGCUGCCACUUGAGCUUAACAAACUGCUCAUAAUUGUGGUUGUUUUGUCAAUGGCAUUAACCCCAUUGCUUAAUGAAGUUGGAAGAAGAGCUGCUGAUUUCAUUGAAGAAAAAUUUGACACAGAAGAUGAAGCUGCUGAGAUGGUGAACUUUGAAGCUAGUGAACCUGUUGUAAUUAUUGGAUUUCGACAAAUGGGUCAGGUCUUAGCCAAUUUCUUGACUGCUCCAUUAGUUGCUGGAGUAGAUGGAGAAGUGGUUGGAUGGCCUUAUGUUGCUUUUGAUUUGAACCCUUCUGUGGUGAAGGCAUCUCGGAAACUUGGUUUUCCUAUCCUGUAUGGGGAUGGAUCACGUCCGGCAGUAUUACAAACUGCUGGUAUAUCUUCUCCGAAGGCUUUUAUGAUCAUGUAUACUGGGAGGAAGAGGACGACUGAGGCUGUUCAAAGGCUUCGACUUGCUUUCCCUGCAAUCCCAAUUUAUGCUAGAGCUCAAGAUCUGAAGCAUCUUUUAGAUCUGAAGAAAGCAGGAGCAACAGAUGCUAUUCUAGAAAGCACAGAGACAAGUUUACAGCUUGGCUCUAAGCUUUUGAAAAAUCUUGGAGUGAUGUCUGAUGAUGUAGACCUUUUCGGUCAGCUUAUCCGAGACUCCAUGGAGUCACAAGCUCAAGAAGCUCUAAGAAAAAAUGAUGAUCGAGAAUUCGAUAUUAUGAAACCAUUGCAGGUGAGAGUUGAUGACUCACUUGUGGCCCAAGAACCCAUUCUACCAACAUCAUCUGAAGACAAAUUAUCAAGAAGAAAGCAGAUGGAUGGAAGUCAUGUUUCACAGUCUCAAGAGGAAGCUAACACUGCAAUCCAUAAUAGUGAGCUCAAACGGAUAUGCAGGCAAAAGGGUGUCUUGUAUUGUUGA
Molecule: messenger RNA, 2688 nt
Organism: Jatropha curcas
Lineage: Eukaryota; Viridiplantae; Streptophyta; Magnoliopsida; Malpighiales; Euphorbiaceae
Gene: KEA3
Product: K+ efflux antiporter 3
Biological process (GO): potassium ion transport; proton transmembrane transport
Cellular component (GO): chloroplast; membrane
Molecular function (GO): antiporter activity
Source: RefSeq, a predicted model, not a curated record